CACAACACAAAUAACGGACCGAAGAUCUCUCCGUCUGUAACCGUUAACGGACACAAAUUUAGAUAACGAUGUGAUUUAUCAUUAUCAGAAACGUUAUGUGAGCGUCAGUGUGUGGCCAACAGGGAGACGAAUAUGCUGCUCACCGAUGUAAAAAUACACUGAAUUUCUGUUUGUCUGUGUCCUCCUCUGAUCCGUGUCCCCAGUCAGUGAGAUGUCUCUGGCUCAGAGGGUUUUGCUGACCUGGGUCUUCACCCUGGUCUUCCUCAUCAUGCUAGUACUCAAACUGGAUGGGAAGGUGCAGUGGAACUGGUUCCUCAUCUUCCUCCCAGUCUGGGUCUUUGAUGGCAUCCUCAUCCUCAUGCUUGCCAUUAAGAUGGCAGGCCGUUGCAAGCCUGGGUACGACCCUCGCAACGGCUCCCCAGAUCUGCGUCUACGUGCAUGGUACUUGACGGCCAUGCUGCUUAAGCUGGGCUUCUGCCUGACACUGUGUGCCAAGCUGGAGAAGCUGGCUGAUGUAAAGCUGACGUUUGUGUGCAUACCACUGUGGACCAUGUUACUGGGAGCGCUGGUUGAGCUGGGGCUCAAUAUCUUUCCUGAGAGGAGAGAGGCCUGAGGGGGCUCAAACUGCUGUAUUAAAACCUCAACAUGAAUCGUUACACCAACAAGACUUAUGUAAAUGUUUGUACGACCAUUACUUUGUGAAACUGGGGCCUUUUUGUUUGGCCUGAUCGUUUCCAGAGAGGACUGAGACUCCGGAAGGAAUCAAAUCAUCAUCUGAUAUGUUGGAUCUUAAGAAUAAUAGACUUUGUGUAACAAUAGAAAUCAUAUGUGUUCAGAUCUAAGUGAAGUUUGCUGUGAGGGUUUUAGCAGAGCUGGGACUCUGCUGUUUGUGUCAAAGAAGAGCUGCUUGUAAAUCCGUCACAAACAGUUCAUUACAAAAAAAAAAAAAAAAAAUCAGAACAGCUCAAAAAUGGCUCAAUUUUCUUUAC
Toxotes jaculatrix (banded archerfish) is the source of this 989-nucleotide messenger RNA. RefSeq names its product transmembrane protein 60-like. Lineage: Eukaryota; Metazoa; Chordata; Actinopteri; Toxotidae. Bases 212 to 613 code for a protein of 133 amino acids. The record is from RefSeq and is a predicted model, not a curated record. The transcript is spliced from 3 exons.